AUGCUGCUUUGGAUCCUGCUGCUGGAGAUAUCUCUUUGUUUGGCGGCUGGCAACGUAACGAGGGACGUGUGUAAGGAAAGGCUCUGCUCGUGCAACGAGGUGGAAGGGGACCUGCACGUAGACUGCGAGAAGAAGGGCUUCAGCAACCUCCAGCACUUCUCGGCCCCCACCUCCCAGUUCUACCACCUCUUCCUGCAUGGGAAUUCUCUCACCAGGCUUUUCCCCAAUGAGUUCGCCAACUUUUACAAUGCAGUCAGCCUACACAUGGAGAACAAUGGCUUGCAUGAGAUCGUCCCUGGUGCUUUCCUGGGUCUUCAACUGGUCAAACGUCUGCACAUUAACAACAACAAGAUCAAAUCGUUCAAGAGACACACGUUCCUGGGCUUGGAUGAUCUGGAAUAUCUCCAGGCAGACUUUAACCUCUUAAGAGACAUUGACCCAGGAGCCUUCAGGGACCUGAACAAGCUCGAGGUUUUAAUUUUAAACGACAACCUCAUUAGCACCUUGCCCACUAAUGUGUUCCAGUACGUGCCCAUCACACAUCUAGACCUCCGGGGGAACAGAGUGAAGACCUUGCCCUAUGAGGGGGUCUUGGAACAAAUCCCAGGCAUAGCGGAAAUCCUCUUGGAGGAUAACCCUUGGGACUGCAGUUGUGAUCUGUUAUCUCUAAAGGAGUGGCUAGAGAAUAUUCCAAAGAAUGCAUUGAUCGGUAGGGUUAUUUGUGAGGCUCCCACCAGACUGCAGGGCAAUGAUUUAAAUGAGACCUCAGAGCAGGAGCUGUGCCCCUUAAAAAACGCAGUGGAUUCCAGUUUAGCUGCCCCUCCUGCCCAAGAUGAGACCUGCGAUCCUGGUCCAAUCCCAACCCCCUUUAAAGUCGGUGGCCAAGAUGACUCUGCCACCCAGGGUUCCUCAGUAAGCGGAGGCACCAAGAUACCAGGCAACUGGCAACUGAAAACUCGACCCACAGCUGCUGUGUCUGAAACAAACCCUAAUGAUAGACCAAAUCAGACCAUUGUCUGUCCAGCUGCCUGCAGUUGCGGUAAGCAAAUCAUUGGCACUGGGUUAAAAGUAGAUUGCAGUAACAAAAAUGUCAAGAGUCUUUCUGAAUUGGAGCCCAAACCUCCCAAUGUGCAGGAAUUGUUCCUGAGAGAGAAUAAGAUCCACACGAUCAAAAAAUCCAACUUUCUGGAUUACGGGAAUUUAACUUUACUGGAUCUAGGGAAUAACAACAUAGGGAUGGUAGAGAACAACACCUUCCAGAACCUAACUGACCUAAGAUGGUUGUACAUGGAUAAAAACUGCAUAGACACCCUGACCCCGGAUAAAUUCACUGGCCUGCAGAGCUUGGAGUAUCUCAAUCUGGAAUUUAACUUUAUCCAACUCAUCCUGCCAAACACCUUCAACCCUAUGCCCAACCUCAGGAUCCUCAUCCUCAACAACAACCUUCUGAAGUCUCUGCCUGUGGAUGUGUUUGCUGGGGUCAGCCUUUCCAAAUUAAGUCUUCACAAUAAUUACUUCAUGUACCUCCCAGUGGCAGGGGUACUGGAUCAGCUCACCUCUAUCAUACAGAUAGAUCUUCAUGGCAACCAGUGGGACUGCUCCUGCAAUAAUGUGCCUUUCAAACAAUGGGCAGAGCGACUUGGCCCCGAGGUAAUUGUAAGUGAUCUCAAAUGUUAUUUCCCAGAGGAGUUCUGGGGGAAAGACUUCAGAUUUCUUUCUAAUGACAUGAUGUGUCCCCUGCUGUAUGCAAAAAUUUCCCCAACUCUCAAUGCUCUUCAUAAGAAUAGCACUGGCCUCUCAGAGACCAACACUCAUCCCAAUUCCUACCUAGAGACAAGCCGGGUAUCUAUCUCUGUGCUAGUGCCAGGGCUCCUGUUGGUGUUUGUCACCUCUGCCUUCACAGUAGUUGGCAUGCUGGUAUUUAUCCUUAGAAACAGGAAAAGAUCGAAGAGAAGGGAUGCCAACUCCUCUGCUUCAGAAAUCAAUUCCUUGCAGACAGUAUGCGAUUCUUCUUACUGGCAUAAUGGCCCCUACAAUGCAGAUGGCACCCAUAGAGUAUACGAUUGUGGGUCUCAUUCGCUCUCAGACUAG
Bufo bufo (common toad) is the source of this 2091-nucleotide messenger RNA. It is a transcript of the gene SLITRK1, whose product is annotated as SLIT and NTRK like family member 1. NCBI's taxonomy places the organism in Eukaryota, Metazoa, Chordata, Amphibia, Anura, Bufonidae. Gene Ontology annotation, molecular function: protein binding. The record is from RefSeq and is a predicted model, not a curated record. Gene Ontology annotation, cellular component: postsynaptic density membrane; glutamatergic synapse; GABA-ergic synapse. Gene Ontology annotation, biological process: axonogenesis; regulation of presynapse assembly; positive regulation of synapse assembly. The transcript has a single exon. The coding region runs from base 1 to 2091 and encodes 696 amino acids.